UUUGUGCUCAAGUAAGUAGUAGAAUUCAGAUCCAGAAAGCAGACAAAACGUGCAUUUUAACGAUUUUGUUUAGGAAAAAGUGUAACCACUAGCGAGACUGUGAGUGAGAGAACAUCUGUAACACGACGCGGAAUAGCGGUAUUUCUAACUGCAAAUAUCUUCCAGUUUCCAGAAUUUCCAAUUUGCAAAAUCAUGAGCCACAUGUGAAGAAGCCAUCAUUGUCCGAAGAUCCUUUCUGCAAUUACCCAAACUCUAACCGCGAAUUCUAGAUAUCGAGAUUUUAUUUCAGAAGCACUUUAGUGAGAAGAUGGGAAGUUUGGGCGCGAUUCUGAAACGACCAGAUGACUUUUACCCGCUUCUGAAGCUGAAAAUGGCGGCGAGAAACGCCGAGAAGCAGAUCCCGACGGAGCCACACUGGGGCUUCUGCUACACUAUGCUCCACAAGGUUUCUCGCAGUUUUGCCCUCGUCAUUCAGCAACUCGGUCCCGAACUUCGCAACGCUGUUUGCAUAUUUUAUUUGGUUCUUCGAGCUCUCGAUACCGUUGAGGACGAUACUAGCAUAGCUACAGAAGUCAAGGUGCCAAUACUGAUAGCUUUUCAUCGUCAUAUUUAUGAUCAUGAAUGGCACUUUUCAUGUGGCACAAAGGAGUACAAAGUUCUAAUGGACCAGUUUCAUCAUGUUUCAACUGCUUUUCUGGAACUUGGAAAGAACUAUCAAGAAGCAAUCGAGGACAUUACCAAAAGAAUGGGUGCUGGAAUGGCCAAAUUUAUUUGCAAGGAGGUAGAAACAAUUGAUGACUAUGAUGAAUAUUGUCACUACGUGGCAGGCCUUGUUGGGCUGGGUUUAUCAAAGCUUUUCCAUGCCUCUGGUUUAGAAGAUCUGGCCCCAGAUUACCUUUCCAAUUCAAUGGGCUUAUUUCUUCAGAAAACAAACAUUAUUCGAGAUUAUCUGGAAGACAUUAAUGAGAUCCCCAAGUCACGCAUGUUUUGGCCACGGCAGAUCUGGAGUAAAUAUGUUAAUAAACUCGAGGAUUUGAAAUAUGAGGAAAACUCUGUUAAGGCAGUGCAGUGCUUAAAUGACAUGGUCACUAAUGCUCUGAUGCAUGCUGAAGAUUGCUUAAAAUACAUGGCUGCUUUACGAGACCUGGCUAUAUUUCGCUUUUGUGCUAUACCCCAGAUAAUGGCAAUUGGAACACUUGCAUUGUGCUACAACAACAUUGAGGUCUUCAGAGGUGUAGUUAAAAUGAGACGAGGUUUAACUGCCAAAGUGAUUGAUCGAACAAAGACUAUGUCUGAUAUCUAUGGUGCUUUCUUUGAUUUUGCUUCUUUGUUGGAGUCCAAGGUUGACAAAAGUGAUCCCAAUGCAACAAAAACAUUGAGCAGGCUGGAAGCUAUAAAGAAAACUUGCAGAGAAUCUGGUCUCUUGAGCAAAAGGAAAUCUUACAUUAUGAGGGAUGAAAAUGGAUAUGGCUCAACCAUGAUUGUCAUACUGGUGAUCAUGUUUGCCAUCAUUUUUGCUUAUCUGUCAGCUAAUCAGCAAAAUAACUAGUGUAAGUUGUAUUGUUAGUGUUAAUGUACGGUUGGAAUUGUAAGAACGAUUAUCAUUUUUUAUAAUAUUUUCACUCCUUUUUUUAUAUAGCAAGUAGCCUUCUUGCCUUUCCGAACAUAGAUAGCAUGAAAAAAUGAUACCUUGCGUCAUUCCAACGGAAUGUGAAUUUGCACGCACGCAAACAAGCAAUUUUAUGAUGGCUGCCGUUAACUAUCUAUCGUGUAUUGUAAUU
Abrus precatorius (Indian licorice) is the source of this 1781-nucleotide messenger RNA. Its product is annotated as squalene synthase-like. NCBI's taxonomy places the organism in Eukaryota, Viridiplantae, Streptophyta, Magnoliopsida, Fabales, Fabaceae. The transcript is spliced from 13 exons. Gene Ontology annotation, biological process: farnesyl diphosphate metabolic process; lipid biosynthetic process. The record is from RefSeq and is a predicted model, not a curated record. Gene Ontology annotation, cellular component: endoplasmic reticulum membrane. Bases 308 to 1549 code for a protein of 413 amino acids. Gene Ontology annotation, molecular function: squalene synthase [NAD(P)H] activity.